Molecule: messenger RNA, 546 nt
Organism: Linum tenue
Lineage: Eukaryota; Viridiplantae; Streptophyta; Magnoliopsida; Malpighiales; Linaceae
Source: the annotation of a GenBank genome assembly
AUGCAUGGUGAUGUUGUGAUAGUAGGUUUGAAAACUCGUCCCAUAAGCAUAUGGACGAGUGGUAGGGGAUAUCACAGAUCUUUUUGGUGGAACUCUUUGCCAUAUGUGAGGCUCUAUACCUCAUUCGACUUUGGGAGAUGGUCUGCACGAUACAUUCAGAUCACCAUUGAUGUUAAGAUGGUGCUUCAACAGUUGGUUUCUGGUGCGACACUCGAUGCUACAGAGCUUGAACCAAGACCAGGCGGGCAGCUUCUCUGUUUGAGCCCUCAGUUCUCAUCUGAUUCAAUCGCUCUCAGUCUCUCUCUCUACCGUGUGUUGGUUGCUGAGAAAGGAAAAGAAAGAAUGGGGAUUCGGUUCAUUUUGAUGGUGAACAAGAAAGGCCAGACUCGUCUUGCCCAGUACUACGAAUGGCUCACUCUCGAGGAACGCCGAGCCCUAGAAGGCGAAAUCGUCCGUAAGUGCCUCGCCCGCAACGAGCAGCAGGUUUCUCUCUACCUCUACCCACUUUCUCCCGAUCAUGAUUUCCCUCGAAAUCUUCGAUCCUAG